AACUUCAUAAUAUCUAAUGUAAUUUUGUUGAUUUCGAUCUCAAGAAAAAUAUAAAUCACGAAAAAUACCAUUUUGAUUGUUAAAAUCUUGUUCUGUUGUAAAUAAACGUGUUUUAAUCUAUAUGUGUGAAAUGUUUAAAAUUUCAGAUUGAAAAUGGAGGCAAAGGCUGCCUACCCCCUGCCGUUGAUGAUGAUUAAACCCGAUCUUCAAAUAUCAGAUCUUUUUGAUGUGAGUCAUCUUGAGAAUCUGAAAACUGAACUCAAGUUUUUCACAGAAGAGGAUCUUGAGCAAGCAAUCAGACAGGCACAAGAAGAGAUAAAUGAUGAGCUUUAUGUAGCAACACAAAAUCUUCAAUUAAACAGUCUUCCCGCCAAAAAUGUCAAGAUGGUGGAAACUACCACGUGUGGGCCACAAAAUCAUCAACUGAACAGUUUUCCCACCAAAAAUGCCAAGAUGGUGGACACCAUCAUGGAAUCUCCCGCCAAAAUAUCAAAGAUGGAGAAUUCUUUUAAACCAAUCGUGAAAAAGAUAAAUUUUCGCCCUCACCGGUUGGAAAAAAAUAAUUGUGAUUCAGAUACAGAAAGUGAGGAGGACUGUGAGGAUGAAGACUCUGAUAAGACCAGUGAUUCUGAAAACGCACCAGCCAUAUCUGAAAUCAACCAAACUAUGGUAGAGUCAGAUCAAUUAGCAAUCAAACUAAGGGAGAUCCAUGAUCAAUCAAUUAAAUCAAAUAAACGCACUCAAGAAGGGAGGGGUCGAAGUACAAGUACGAUAAGAACAGAUAACUCUGAACGCUUCAACGAGAACCUUGGAUAUCUGAAGACUGGUGUAGAGAACUUGAACCGGAUAUUUCAGGAUAUAUUUGCCUGUAUCAGAGCUACUAAGGGUUCAGCUAGUGUACUAGAGGAGGGAGAGAAGGAGAAGGUUGGAAGGAGAACAAGGGAUUUCAACGCUAGGUUUAACAGAAUGCUUUAUCAGGUUGAGCAGGAUAUAGCUGGGUUUAAGAAUGAGAUGAAUCAAAAUUAUCUAAGAAAUGGGUCUACCAGAACAGAUCUGAGUAAGUUGCGGAGUAUUAUCAGGUCCCUCUCCUCCCUUCUCUCCUCCCUCCUCUCCUUCAUCCCUCUGGCUCCGGGAAUAAUCUUUCCGGAUAGAUUCAUGGAUUUUAGUGAAAAUUUAGUUGACAUCGGAACAAUUUUGUCCGAGAACGGAGUGAGUGUUCUGAGUUUGGCACAGAACCUGAAAUAUAUCGAGUCUAUUCAUGCUCAUCAUGAGGAGGAGAAAAUGGUACAGUUGGCACUUAGUCUCAACUCCAGACAAACUAAACCUAAGGUUGAAGUUUCAAGGAAGAAAUCUCUGAACCAAAGUAUAUCAAGACCAAAAGGAACUUUACUCCAUCAUCAGAGAUCCAAUAUGGCGCGGUCACGUCGAAUGGAACAAGACUCGACGACAAAUCAAAUGGGUGUGUCGAAAACGAUUUUCCCUGCUAAUCGACAGUCCCGAAAAUCCUUGUCUUUUCUUGAAAACUCUUUGAACAGAAAAUCUACCAAAAAUCCUUUCAUGAAUUUUCGAAACAGCGUUCAAUCUCCACGUGAUGGAAACAGCGUUCAGUCUCCACGUGCUGGAAAAUUGGAAACUGAAACAUCUCACAACAAUUCCUAUUCAAGUGAAUUUGAAGAAAUUUCUGAGAAAUCCGCACAACAAAUACUGAACCAUGAUAGACACCCUAAUACAAAAAAUAUGAAAGCAAGCACUUGUACCUUUGAGGUGCCUGAAUCAAAAAGUGAUGAAUCUAAAGAAUUAAAAAAACUUCUGGGUCGGAUUCAUAACCUAGAACUACUGGCCCUUAGGUUUCCUUCAGAGAGUGAAAACACAACAUCAGUUAGGAACAUGAAUGAACUUCUUGUACAAGAUGGCGGCCAAAAACAAAAUGGCGACCAAAAAAAAGAUGGCGUCGAUUCCAAAACGUUCGAUUCAAGUCAUCUUUCAGAUUUACUGGACAAACUAGAUAUUAUUAGCAGUGACUUCUUGUUGAUCCAUCAUAAAUAUUCCUAGUAUUUAAAAAGUCAAAAUUUCUCAAUUGUAAACUUCAUAAAUAUUUUUCACCACAAAUACAUUCAUCGUAAUUUA
This is a messenger RNA of Eurytemora carolleeae, 2127 nucleotides long. RefSeq lists its product as uncharacterized. The record is from RefSeq and is a predicted model, not a curated record. The coding region runs from base 154 to 2052 and encodes 632 amino acids. The transcript has 10 exons. NCBI's taxonomy places the organism in Eukaryota, Metazoa, Arthropoda, Copepoda, Calanoida, Temoridae.